This is a messenger RNA of Homalodisca vitripennis (glassy-winged sharpshooter), 3163 nucleotides long. Its product is annotated as integrator complex subunit 5-like. Lineage: Eukaryota; Metazoa; Arthropoda; Insecta; Hemiptera; Cicadellidae. The transcript has 15 exons. Bases 212 to 2953 code for a protein of 913 amino acids. Gene Ontology annotation, biological process: snRNA 3'-end processing. The record is from RefSeq and is a predicted model, not a curated record. Gene Ontology annotation, cellular component: integrator complex.
GCAUAAUAGCAAUAUGGCGCUGUUGUGAUUGAGAAUGGUGGAAUUGGAAGAUGGUGGUCCAUGUAUCGUUUGGUAUAUAAACAUAACCUUAAAGCGUUUGAUGAGUAAUAUUAUUUUUAUUGUUUAAAUGCUUGUUUAAGAACACAUAUUGUAUGUUUUAUGGGAUUAUUGAAUCCUACUACUGUCUUAUUUUAAUGAAUAAUCUGACACGAUGAUGAAGAUGGAGGUGGACGCUGGACCAAGUACAAGCAGUGUCAAGUCGACGCAGCCUGCAGACUUGUACAGUGACCUGCACAGAUUCAUCGCGGGAGCCUCGGGCCGUAUUGACAUCGACCCUCCUGUGUUGGCUCAUUUGGCUCUUUCCCUGCUCAAGAACUUGUUGGCAGCCAGAGAUGCAGUUCUUGAGUACUUCUGUUCUCUAUUCGAUGCUGCAGUUGCCCAUUACGUGAAACAAAUCGAGAAGGAUGUCAGCAGCAAGAGUUUAACACAAGAAGAAGCGACAAUUUCCGAGAUCCACAAUGUUCUCUGCAACUAUGUCAGCUGCAACACCGAAUCUUGGGCUCCUAUCAUCUCCACCUGGUCUCUGGAACUGCUUGGCGUGUUGUCCAGCAAGUAUGCCAGUAGGGUGGCCACCAGUAGCUUAAACGAGACACUGCACCUGUGGAUGUCGUGUCGUGCCACGCGCACCUUGAUAGACCUCAAUACGCAGUGUCUCACCUGUCUCAUGCACUCCAACACGGACGCAUGCAUCAACGCUCUUCUGGACACGAGUGUGCUGCACAGUCCACACUUUGACUGGGUGGUGGCCCACGUCGGUAGUGCCUUUCCUCACACUGUCAUCAACAGAGUGUUGUCCUGCGGACUCAAAGAUUUCUGCCAGAACCAGCAGGGCACCAAGGCUCCCAAAAUCAACUCUGUGGUUGGUAUCCUUGGGCAUUUGGCCGGCAGUCAUCUUGCAGAUAUCCGUAAAGCCUUGUUAGAACUUUUUCAGUGGAGCAUGGACAACUCUCCAACAAAUGACAAAAUGGUGGUGUUACAACGAGUAGCGACUGUGCCAUACCUGCUUCAGUUGGCUAACCUGUCUACAACCCUACUAGAGGCCCUAUCAACUGAUGUGGUUCAUUCCUUGGACUGCGGAGUGUUGCGGAAAGUGUGCCAGUACGCUACAGACUGGUGCAGCUACCUCGGUGGUAGGCACAAGCUACAAGAGCUGGUGGUGCAUCUGGUGCUCAACUGUAACACAGGUGGCGAGCACAUCUUCAAGCUGUUCUUGGAUGCUGCCCAAGACCCGUACAAGCCUCUCAGUAACAAUUCUUGGGAAAUACUGGAGCUGGUGUUGCGAGAGAUGAGCCAGAAGCUGCGGAUGAGGUCCAGGCCACUGCCUUUGCUCAGCUGUGUCCACCAAAACAUCUCCUCUCUACAGCCUCUGUUGUUAAGUGACCAGCCAUUGCGCACCCACACCAUCGUGGCCCUGCUCACUCAGCUAGGUUGGCAAGAUUGGAACCUGGUAGCGAGCAGUUUGACUUACCUGCUGCUACACGCCACCAGUGACACACAGUUGGCUGCACUGAUUCAGCUAGUGGAGUCUCACAAUGGAACUCGGAGCCUUAACAAGGCCGUCUCGCUCUCGCUUACUUCCUGCCAUCCUCCCUUCGGCAACAGCCAGCACCAGUUGUGGUUCAACAUGGAGAAACUGCUUAAGUGGGAGAUGAGUAACAAUCAACUGUACAACGUGGCGGUGACUGCGGUGAGGGACAGCAUGUGCACUGUGGCGAGGGCCCUCACCUUCUCCUCAUCGAUAGCAGUGAGCCAUGCGAUCGCCGCUGUCAUAGAGCGGACUCUGACCACUCAGCCUCGUCCUCUACAGAUACAGACUAGCCUGUGGUGUACUCAUGCCGUCAUACACUACUUCUUCUACACACUUGAACAUGACGAUGGUAUGAGCAAGUUGCGAGGCUGUCGCACAGCCUGCAAGCUGCUGUCCUGGCUCUGUACUACACAAGCAGCUGCACGACCCGCGGCACUCAGAACUCUGGUGGAGGCUGUACUCGAGUCCCCGCACAGCACUCUCUUUGGCAGUGUGGCGCCUGGCAACAUCAGUGGCAACCCUCCUCCUGUCUCUUUACUACAGGAGAAUCUCAAACAGACUUCAGGUACGGCGAUGGCUCAGAAGCACCUCUCUGUGUUCCACGCUGGGGUGAUUGGCUACGGUUUGCGCACACCCGCAGACCAGUGCAGGCUGCCUGAGGCAACUAUACGCAGUAACACUCGGUUGCUUGUCUCAGCAAUCACUGCGUGUUGCCAGGACUCGAAUCAGUUGGCGCUAGACGCAGUUACCAACCUAGCCUUGCUGCUCGUGGAGUUACUCUCUCCGGAUGUCAUGUACAACGGUCUGCCUUGGCCUGAGGAGGACUUCUGCAAGGUAACGGUGGAAAGGGACCUGUACAUCGCUCAGAGGUUGCGCAGUGCACCAGUGGUGUGGUCAUUGCUGCGUGUAGUGGCAUCACACCGGCCGGCACUGUGCUACUGCUCGGUGUUGCUGCGCGCAGCAGCGGCUGUGGCAGUGGGCCGGUGGCUGGCUGCGGCACAACAAGGCAAAGGCCCUGGAGAGGACACGGCACUCGUCAACCGGACUGUCACAUUGCUGGAGAUAAUGUCUCUGGGUCAACUACUACCACCUCCACUGUCCAGCAUAGCACUGGCUGUGCCUCACCUGCCACCACAACAGGUUGUGUUGUUGCUGCGUGAAUGCGUGUGGAACUACAUGCGAGAUCAUGUCCCGUCUCCUGCCCUGUUUUCACGGGACCCUAGUGGACUAAUGUGGCGGGAUCCUGCCCUCUCUCGCCCACCUAAACAGUACACAGAGACUUUCCGGGUCAUCCUGCAACGUAACAUCGGCAAGAUGGGACAACUCUAUGCACAACUCUUCAUCUUCUCUCCCACAGAACCAUAGUAAUGUUUACAUGGAAUUUUUGUAAAUAUGUGAAUAAUAAUGUAAAUAAUUCUUAACUAAAAUAAACUAACAUGUCUUUAGUGUUGUGUUGUCUAUUUUGACCUCAAGAUUUGUAUAAAAGUGGUUGUUCUGAAAUUAUGCCUUAGCAAUAAUUCUCACUAUGACUGGUAAUAAACUUUAACAUAUAUUGUAUGUUAUUGCUAGUAGUCA